Molecule: messenger RNA, 5767 nt
Organism: Odontomachus brunneus
Lineage: Eukaryota; Metazoa; Arthropoda; Insecta; Hymenoptera; Formicidae
Gene: slmb
Product: beta-TrCP
Exons: 9
Coding region: 625-2199 (524 amino acids)
Molecular function (GO): protein dimerization activity
Source: RefSeq, a predicted model, not a curated record
CUCCGUCCGGUCAGUUUAGUUCAGUCUGUGCUACGAGGAGGGCUGAGUUACGAUCGACGCGAAUAUUGCGCAAUCCGCAGUACACUCCGAUACCCAUCGCGACGAGAAGGAGGCAGAGUGAGUGAGAGAGAGAGAGAGAGAGAGAGAAAGAGAGCGAGCAGGACAAGCGGGCGUCUUCUAGCACGGCUUCUCAGGUCAGACGCCGUCACUCGUGACGCGGCUAUUGCCACGGCUCCUAUGGUUGGUGUGGAGAUGCGGUCGUCCCGACUUCCUGUACAUGGCGAGGGCUCGUGAGCGUCCUCGUCGUCAUCGUCCAGUGUCGUCCGUGCUGUGUCGUCGUCCGUAUUGAACGGUGUUCUCAACCGCUCGCGCGAUUGUCCGUCUUACGUCGCGCGUUCUCCCGUCUGUACGGUGUGUCAUCGUCGCCGCUGCCGUCGCCGCCGCUACCAACACCACUACCGCCACCACCACACGUAUACCGCGGGGUGCUCCAGCCAACUAUUCUCACGCCACACUCGCGCGUGAAGAGCGCACCACCGCAGGCUCCUCUCGCCCGUAGUCGCGCCUAAACGUAGCACGCGAAAACGCACCCACGCGAGACGCGCCGCUCUCCGCGCCCGGAGGAUGAUCAACAUGGAGACUGACAAGAUCAUCGACGACACGAACACGACUUUGCAGUAUCCAGUGACGAUACUCUAUGAUCCCGCUCGCAAGAAAGAACCUAUGGGAGUGUCCGCACACUACGGGCAGGAAAGAGAAAUCUGUGUGAAGCUCUUCGAGAGAUGGAGCGAGCCGGAGCAGGUGCACUUCGUCGAGCAACUGUUGGCGCGGAUGUGUCACUAUCAGCAUGGACACAUCAAUGCGUAUCUCAAGCCGAUGUUGCAACGAGACUUCAUUUCGCUCUUGCCAAAAAAAGGGCUAGACCACGUGGCGGAGAGUAUUCUCUCGUACUUGGAUGCCGACUCACUGAUCGCCGCGGAGCUGGUGUGCAAAGAAUGGCACAGGGUGAUCAGCGAAGGAAUGCUUUGGAAGAAGUUGAUCGAGCGCAAAGUCCGUACGGACUCGGUUUGGAGAGGACUCGCCGAGAGGAGAGGAUGGAUACAGUAUCUCUUCAAGCCUAGACCAGGCGAGAGUCAUCCCAAUCAUAAUUUCUACAGAUCCCUUUACCCGAAAAUCGUCAAGGAUAUCGAUAGUAUAGACAACAACUGGAGGAUGGGCCGUUUCAAUCUUCAGCGAAUCAAUUGCCGUAGCGAAAACUCGAAAGGCGUCUACUGCUUGCAAUACGACGAUCAGAAAAUAGUAUCCGGACUCAGAGACAAUACGAUAAAAAUUUGGGACAGAAACACUUUGCAAUGCAUCAAGGUGUUAACGGGACACACGGGCUCCGUCUUGUGUUUGCAGUACGACGAUAAGGCUAUAAUAUCGGGCUCCUCGGAUAGUACCGUAAGAGUUUGGGACGCUAACACUGGAGAGAUGGUUAAUACGCUGAUUCAUCAUUGCGAGGCAGUAUUGCAUCUCCGAUUUAACAACGGCAUGAUGGUUACUUGUUCGAAGGAUCGUUCGAUCGCGGUUUGGGAUAUGGUGUCGCAGACGGAGAUCGCGCUCAGGAGAGUACUAGUCGGACACAGGGCAGCGGUGAAUGUAGUUGACUUCGACGAAAAGUACAUAGUUUCCGCUAGUGGUGAUAGGACUAUUAAAGUAUGGAACACGUAUAGCUGCGAAUUUGUGCGAACAUUAAACGGACACAAACGCGGUAUAGCGUGUUUGCAAUAUAGGGAUCGUUUAGUAGUUAGUGGUAGUAGUGAUAAUACCAUUAGACUGUGGGACAUCGAGUGCGGGGCGUGUCUGCGCGUUCUUGAGGGACACGAGGAGUUGGUAAGGUGCAUUCGGUUUGACAGCAAGCAUAUCGUCAGUGGUGCUUAUGAUGGUAAAAUAAAGGUGUGGGACUUGGUUGCGGCUUUAGAUCCACGUGCACUCGCCAAUACGUUAUGCUUACGCACUCUAGUGGAGCAUACCGGACGCGUGUUUCGCCUUCAGUUUGACGAGUUCCAAAUCGUUUCAUCAUCUCACGAUGAUACAAUACUCAUUUGGGACUUUCUCAAUUACAAUCCGUCGAGCGGAAAUGUAUGCAGCGGACGAUUACCAAUGGACGGAACGUCAAAUCAGUCCGAUACCAGAUCUCCAUCUCCAUUCGAGUGACGCAUCAACACAGAUAUUCCUUUAUUGUGAUACAGUUUGGUGGUCUUAUUUCUCAAGUGGUUAGUGAGUGAAUCCAAUGUAUUCACGCUAGUGUGCGCAGAGAACGAAAGAAUCAGUGUCCAGUGUGAACGGCAACUAAAUAGACGCAGACGCAUGAGAAGAAACUUGGUCAAUGAAUUCGGUUUAUCGUUUGCUGCGAAAGCAAAAAAAAUUCUCAGAAGUAGGGAAAUACGGACUGACCUGUGAAACUAUAAAUUAUAAUUUAUAUUGCGCUUGACGCACUGCGUUUAGGUACGAACAGUAUGUUAUUGAAACCACGUAAAAUACAUCCCAUGGAUGUAAACACAAUCGUCUGCUUUGGCCAUAUCUGGAAAUCUUCUACGCUCUAUGACAUGAUAGAAGUCGACCAUUUUCUUAUGGUGAAACAAAAGAAACGGAAUGAAAAUGAAAAGACUUACAAUACGUAAUAAAGCGAAGCGUUUUUAGGGAGGCUUACACAUUUAAUAAGACGUUAGAUGUAUUAUAGUAAAUUAAUGAUUUUUUUAUGUAAUUAAUUUAUGGUAAGAAAAUUGUAAGUUGUUGGUUUGAUUGGAGUACUUAUCUUGUGUGAAUGUGCAAGAGGAAAUUGACACACGCGAGGAUUGACGUGUUGCCCUAUCUUUCGGAAGAGAAAGCUGAUAUAUCCAUACCCAGAGUCAUAAAAAUUUACAAUACUGCCAAAAUUUACCAUCACUGAUGUGAGGUCCACUGAGGUACAUAAUAGUACAGGAAAAGUCAGAUAGUGGUACCGAUUGUUUAAGAAAGGAUAGACAAACAUCCAUAAUGAGGAAAGAAGUAAAAGGCCCAGUGUUAUUACAGAUGAACUUUUUGAAUCUGUUAAAAUUCACGAGAAUUAUUGUUUCAUAGUUCUGUUCUUUCUUUCUUCUUAAGAAUACAGAAUACAGUCAAUUGAAUAUAUAAUAAUUUAGACGUUAAUUUUAUAUGAAAUUUGUAUUAUUUAAAAAAGCGAGUGAAGAGCCAACAAACUCUGCACAGUUGUUCGGUACAACGCUAUUUGCAUUUAAAGUAUAAAAAUCACAUUGGAAUGUAAAUAUUAUUUUAUUAUUAUUAUAUAUAUAUAUAUAUAUAAAUAUAUAUUAUUAUUCAAGCAGAGAAAGAGAGAGAGAGAGAGAGAGAGAAAGAAAUAGACAAGGUAGUGAUUCUAAAAUGAUCUUAGAUAUUGUAAAAAGGAAGGAAAACUAUUACUUCUUAUCUUGACUAUUUGAUCUCGUUUAAAUCAUUUUACUCAUGUUUUUGUACAAUAAUAAGUUUCUCACUUUUAUAUCCGCUUAAAUCGCCAUUUAUUCUGAUGCACAUUGAUACUGCUUUUCUCUUUUGUAUAAUAGGAACGAAAUUUCUGCAAUCUGAUAUUUCACUGUGAAAUUUCGAAGAGCAAAGGCGUAACCAAAUAAAAUAUCUCGGACGCGAGUAAACAGAAGAUAUCUUCAAUCCGAUAUAUAUUUGUGUAUGUAUAUAAUCGAAUGUUUAAGAACGAAGUUCGUUGAAUUACGUGGAAUCGAACGGCAUCGAUACGAUGCGUCCAAAGUGGUUGUGACAUUACGGAGUAGCUUGUGCUUCACGGACGCCAUUAUAUUACUAAAUUACAAAAUAGUGCGGUCAAAAUUUUUGGUGACAUCACGUAAUAUCUCAGGAUAAAUUGGUUAUUUAAUAACGAAUUUACGAGAGAACUAUGUUAAAACGAACGAACGAACGAAUAAACUCUAUCAGCAGACACCUUCACAACUUUCUAAUUGCGAGAAGAGCGAAAUAUCGUAUUAUGUUCCGAAUAUGCGUUUCAUUAAUGUGACGGUCAGUAAAGAGAUACGAUUUAAUAUAAUCGCUUCUAAGCAUCUGCCAGUAAAUAUAAUGGAUUAUGCAGAGAGAAUGAAUGCAUUGUCACAUCAAAUAAUAACAAUACACAUUUCGAGACACAAGAUUUUGAUGACAAUUCGAGCGUUUCAGCCCUACGUACUAUAAGACAUAUUCGAGGUGUGGGAGGGGGAGUUCAUGCGUAUGUGAUUUUUUCAUAUUGAUUUUCCAGUACAUGUGUAUGCGAGACGAUUCAUUUCCGAGUUUUGUACGAGAAAAUAUACAGAGAAUGCGAUUUACACAUUAAUAUAUACCGAGUGAGGCUGUAUUCCAAGCUAAUGUUUAGAAUACGCAAAAUUUGUUUACUCUCUUGUAUAAUGCACAAAAGGAAAAAAAAGAGAUAAUAAUAAUUACGGCGGAUAUUUGUACGCAAUUUGUUCGCGUGGUGCAUACGCGCGCAUUCUGACGUUGAACGAGACGGAAAGUAGGAGGGUUAAGAGGGUUUGGAAUUACGAGUUGCACGCAAACCGGGUACAAACAUUGUGAUUUCGAGAAAUUAGUACGAUCGAAUGGGAAUUUUGUAUAAUUUUAAGGUAUGUAUAUGUACAUAUAUACACACAACACACAUCGGGGUACACACACAAAGAGUGUGCGAGGCAUACUUUUGUAGAAUAUGGCAUACGUAGUUCUUGAGUUUGUGACUUAUUUCAAAAUGAAUAGGUGAGAAAUAAUAGCGCAUAACAGUGAGCGUAGCCAAGCAUUAACAUACUCUUUACGAACAUUAAUAUUCUCCAUCGUCCUUCCACUAUCUAUGAAUACGCGUAUGUAGGUAUUAUCGAGAGAUAGAUAUAUAUAUAUAUAUAUAUAAAAUACGAGAUCGUUCACAUUGCGUCUUCCUAUAUUCCUCCUCGGAAUAUGGAAAGAUCUUUUUCGUUCGAAUACCACCGUUAAACCGAAGGAUUUCGUUUGAAAUCUCGGAUGUUGUGAAAGGAUUCACGCAAAAACUAUUUAUUCGUGAACGAGAGAGAUCGGACACGCAUAUACAGAAAUCAUGAAUAAUAUAAAACGCGAAACCACUAUAUAUAUAUAUAUAUGUGUAUAUACGUGGUAAGAGUAUAUAUACUGUACUGGUACUGUGUAUAUGUAUAUAUAUAUAUAUAUAUACACAUAUAUACAUAUAUAUAUAUAUAUAUAUAUAUAUAUAUAUAUAUGUAUAUAUGUGGUGGGAAGAGAUGUAAAAUGAUAGUAAGGGGAGUAUGUGGGAAUUCGUACCUUUAAGGAGUCUUCGUAUCACAAGAUGUGCGACUUGAUUGCGACGUGGAUAAUUGCAAUUGUCGAGAGUAUCGCUGAAAUAUUUGUAAGAGAAUAUGUGAUGCUUUAUUGUUAAUACCGGCAUGAAUCUUCGUGUAUGGGAGUAACUGAGUAGAGAGGAUACAAAGGCUGUGCAAAAGCUAUAUUCGAAAUAUAAUACCUACACAAGAACACAAGGUAUGUUUUAUAGAUAAACGUCCGCUGUUAUUAUCCUUCUGUAUACAAUGUGCGCACACACAAACGCGAGUGCAUUUUAAUCAUGUCAUAAAGUCAAGGUAGUACUCCAAUUUAAUCAGAGAGAAGUACAUGGGAAUACACUGAACCAAGAAUUAAAAUCGCCCAAUUCUUUUGAACGAUCAGCUGAUAUUGUUUUGUCCUCAUCACAUGCAAUAAAAGUUGAUUUCUCGAA